Molecule: messenger RNA, 5083 nt
Organism: Larimichthys crocea (large yellow croaker)
Lineage: Eukaryota; Metazoa; Chordata; Actinopteri; Sciaenidae
Product: leucine-rich repeat-containing protein 26
Exons: 3
Coding region: 422-1642 (406 amino acids)
Cellular component (GO): plasma membrane
Molecular function (GO): protein binding
Source: RefSeq, a predicted model, not a curated record
UGUGUGUGUGUGUGUGUGUGUGGAGCUGUAUUUCCACAUUGCGCUCGGACGGAGGGAGACACACCCUCUGAUCCGGAGGAGGAGACAGUCAGCCGGGACAGUUUGAUGGGAUGCAGAGAGGAGAAGGAGUCGUCGCUGUGGGUGAUGUUUGAAUCCUCAGUUUAAAAAAAAAGAAAGAAGCUUCAGGUCUCAUGAACUUCUGACAGAGAGCAGCAGCAGGGCUGCAGCAGACAUGCCCAUCACAGCCAAACACUGGACUCCUGAUCCCUAGUGACUGGUGUCACCAUGCCAACUCCCACAAUCCUCACAGCAACCAGGAGUCCUCGGAGAAGUUGCUAGGUUUAGAAGCCCCAUUUACAUCUGUGUGAGCCUACAUAAAGUCCUCCAGUACUGAGACAGAGAGAGACACCAGGAGGCAGACAUGGUUUGCCAGCUGCUGAUUUUCAUGCUACUGCUGAAUACGGGGCUCGUGGGUGGAUGUCUUUGUCCAGCAGCCACCAUUUUGUCCCAGCCUCCCUUUGAGGUUCCUGCAGACGUCUGCUGCUUGAACUACUCCGGCUCUGAUUUUAGUCACGUGCACUGGUCUGUGUUUACCAAUGAGACGAACAUACAGACUCUGGAUCUGUCUUCCUGUAAUAUCAGUUCUAUUAAUAUGAGCAGCAAAGAGGCCUCUAUGCUGCAGAAGGUUUACUUAAGUCAUAACAGACUAACGGCGUUGCCCAGGGAGUUUCUGGCAGGCCAGUCCAGGCUGACGGAGGUGGAUCUGAGUGGGAACCUGAUUCAGAAGCUUCCUGAAGGUUUUCUUGAGGACUCAAACAACCUCCAAAGGUUGUAUCUGCAGGGAAACAAGCUACGCUUCUUGCCAGGCUCUAUACUCCAGAAGCCGAGCUUGCAAAAGCUGGAUCUGGACGGGAACCCGUGGGACUGCUCCUGUUUGUUACUAAAAGGCGUAGAGGAAGGCAGGAAGCUGAACAGGACCACCAAGCUCGAGGAUCUGGUUGGGAACUUGACCUGUGUUACUCCGAGGCACCUCGCCGGCAUGACUGUGUUCUCUGUGAGGCUUAGCGAUGUGUGCCGCCCGGCCGGCCUCACCGCCCUCUUCAUUGUGCUGCCUCUGCUCAUCCUCUCCGCCCUGGUGCUCUGUUGGUGCUGUGGGAGGAAGAGGAAGAAGAAGGAAGUACCUAUAAGCACCUCAAAGAAGAAGAGAUCUUCUAGCUCCAGCUCCAAUGGCCAGAAGCAUCGCAAGAAGCAGCAACAAGCGACCACUGAGCAGAACAAAACUGGACACUGCAUCAACGAGGGGAUCCUGAAGAACCAGCUGCUGCUUCGCCCAGCAUCCACCCUCCUUGGCAGCACCAGGGACAUCUAUGAAGAGGUGGAGAUUAAGCUGGGCUCAGUGGAGUCUCUUCCUAGAGUCUCCUCACGUUGUUCCAGCUCCACGGAGGGGAGGCAGGGCUCCCAGGAGCCCGAUGGGGCCAGCAAGGCAGAGCUGGACACGGUGAGUGUGACAGAAGUGAUGAAGGACUCAGCUGACAGGGAGAAGGCUUACAUGACCCAGUCGACUGAAUACUACAGCCUGGUGCCGGGUAUUGAACUGGAGGACUCGGACCACGGCGAGUAUGAGAACGUCAGCCUCUCGUGACACCAUCGUAAAGGAAUAGUUUGACAUUUUGGGAGUUACGCUUUUGUUUUCUUGACGAGAGUUGGAUGAGAUGAUCUGCACAUGUUUCUCUACAUCUCUUUGGUGUUAAAUAGAAGUGCUCCCUCCAGGUAGGGACCAAGUUGCUGCCCCAAGCAAAGGAGCUCAAAUAUUGAGAUACUUGCGCGGUGUUGUAGUACUCAAAAUAAACCCAAGACUGGUCUCAUAACCACUUUUUGAAGGUCUCUGUCUCUCGCAAUCGUCUUUAUUGUAUUUUAUUUCAAGACCACAAAGAGGUCAUCUGCAAAACGGUGUCAAAACAGGCAGGAAGGCCUCAUCUAAAGAGAUUUGCUGAAUUUUAGCUACAUGUUAUCUACCUGAGUAGGCUAUAUUGACCCUCAAAGUCUUGGUCUUGACUCGGUCUCGCUUUAGGUGGUCUUGACUACAACACUUGUCUGCAGUCCUGUACCGGACUGUUGUGGUUCAGAGGGAGCUGAGCCGGACAGCAAAGCUCUAAGUCCAUUUUCCAACCCUCAAAUGUGGUCAUGAACUUUGGGUCGUGACCAAAAGAAUGAAAUCGUGGUUACAAGCAGCCAAAAUGAGCUUCCUCCGCCUGAUGGCUGGGCUCAGCCUUAGAGGAGCUUGGAGUAGAGCUGCUGCUCCUUUGUGUUGAGGUGGUUUGAGAAUCUGAUUAGGAUACUUGGGUGCCUUCCUUUGGGGGUAGACCCAACACUCACUGGAGGAACUAUAAAGCCCAUAUAGCCUGGAAACGCCUUGGGAUCCCCCAGGAGGAGCUGGAAUUCGUUGCUGGGUAGAGAGAUGUCUGGAGAGCAAUAACCUGCCCAGAUAAACGAAGAAACUGGAUGCAUGGGUUGCCACAAAAUGUUGUUGUUUUAAUCACUUUUUUUAUCACCUCCGGACUCAUAAACAAGUCUCAUCUAACUCUCGGAAAGAAAGCAGAGAAGCCCUAAAAUGUCAGAUUAUUCCUUUUUAUGCACUGAACAUAGACAGACACACACACGCAGACUGCCUGGUCUAACCACUGUGGUAUCACAAUGUAAGAGGAAGUGAUUUAAUCUGGAGCUUUUCCUGUGGGACCCGAGAAACGCAGUGAGGGUUUGAAAAGGAGGCCUCCCCUCGUCUCUUUUUAUCUCGCUGGAAAAAUAAAAUCUAUUUUGAACAUAUUUGAUGUUCCACUCCAUGCAAAUGUACUCUUAAAAACAUAUUUUCAAUCACUGUGCUUACUUAGGCCAUGAAGCUUUUGUGUGUACCUCACCCAUCUGUAAUUGUCUCAAUGCAUUCCAGGUUGUAUUAUUGUACAUACAGGAUGUUCUGGACCUUAAGCUGCACAUCCAGAAAUGUAGGUGGUGAACAAUGACUAAUCCCAUUGUAAUGUUCAAAGUUAAUUCAACGUGAGAUGAGGAAUGUAAAGCUUAGACGAUAAGUCUAAAUUUAAAUGUCACUGUUAAGCAAGGAUAAAAGGAGAGACGCUUGCUAUUGACACACUGAAAAUGUGCACAUAGGUUGGAAAAAAAAUGCUGGUUAAUGCUGGUUUAAGAUAAAAAUCUCUGGUAAACUGAGACGUGGAGCGUUUCUGCACGGCGGUGCGACAACAUAAGUGACACUGGAGAGGACGGCAACACAAAAGGACAAACACCGAGCAUCAGGGUCAGCGUGGAGGUGCAGGAUGCAGGCACUCGAUUGUUAUCUAAGAUGUGGAAAAUAGACGGACGUUUCACUCUCACACAUGCUGGGGCUAUGAGUGCUAAUUGAUUUGUGUUUAGAGAUGUGGAGAAAGUGGGUGCAGCUCAGGGUGUGGAGCUUCCUGGAAUUUAACUGAGGUGUAUUUUCCAGACGGGUUUUUACAGAUUUUCUUUUUCCAUCAAAGCUUUAUUUAUCGACAUUGUUAAGUUUACCGCAUUGAAAAUGCCAAAAGGUCAAAAGACAAGCAUACAAAUGAGUGAAUGUUGUAUUUUGUUAACAUGGCUGUUGCUACUUGACUGAGGUUGUGUCCUUUGUAGUUUCUUUUUUUUUUAAAGAUGUUUAAGCAACUUGUGGUAGCCGUAUUCUUUAAUUAGCUUGUUUUCCUUUCUCAAACACACAACAUAAGCAGUUUACAGUGAUAACAGUGGCUGUAAAAAAGGGUCUUGAAUAAGCACCUGAAAGCAACACACAUGCAUAUAACGCUAAUGCAAAAACAAAAAUGAGCCUAAAGCUACAAAAAUACCAGCAAAAAACUGAAUGUUAGCUAAGAUAUAGCCUUUUGUAGCUUGCUAAGCUAUAGCUUAGCUAGUGAACGUAGUUAUGGUUACUAAGCCACAAUCUAGCUACCUUGUUAAGCUAUAGCUUACUAGUUAUGUUAGCUAUAGCUAUAGCCUAGCUACCUAACACACCUGCUCAUGGUUUAGCAAACAACCAAUUAAAACUUUACACAAGCAUACAGUUGCUAUGCUAUAGCCUAGCUAGUUUGCUAAGCUAUAAUUGAGCUAGUUUGCUAAGCUAUAGUUGAGCUAAAUAACCUAGUUACAGUUGCUAAGCUAUAGCCUAGCUAGUUUGCUAAGCUAUAGUUGAGCUAGUUUGCUAAGCUGUAGCUUAGCUAGCUAAACUAGUUAGAGUUGCUAAGCUAUAGCCUAGCUAGUUUGCUAAGCUAUAUCUUAGCUAGUUUGUUAAGCUAUAGUUGAGUUAGUUUGCUAAGCUAUAGUUGAGCUAAAUAACCUAGUUACAGUUGCUAAGCUAUAGCCUAGCUAGUUUGCUAAGCUGUAGUUGAGCUAGUUUGCUAAGCUGUAGCUUAGCUAGCUAAACUAGUUACAGUUGCUAAGCUAUAUCUUAGCUAGUUUGUUAAGCUAUAGUUGAGCUAGUUUGCUAAGCUAUAGUUGAGCUAAAUAACCUAGUUACAGUUGCUAAGCUAUAGCCUAGCUAGUUUGCUAAGCUGUAGUUGAGCUACUUUGCUAAGCUAUAGCUUAGCUAGCUAAACUAGUUACAGUUGCUAAGCUAUGGCCUAGCUAGUCUGCUAAGCUAUAGUUGAGCUAAAUAACCUAGUUACAGUCGCUAAGCUAUAGCCUAGCGUGUUAUAGCAAACAAUCAAUUAAAACUUGACACUUUGUGGGUAUUUCCAUUAUUACUAAAUUUAACUACUUUUAGGAAACAAAUAAUAAAUAAAUAAGUUCCUAAUUGCUCCCACAGAAUUUCACUCCUCGAGUAAAUGUGUUGAAACAGCGUUUAGACCUUUGUUUUGGGAAAUAAAAUUAUAAUAAAUCAUUGUAACUGUUGUGAAACCUUUUCCAAACAUGACUGUGUCAUUUGAGGAAACAUUAGCUACCAAAAAAAACAAAUAGAGUAGCAUGAAGAGUCGUUGUUUGGUGAAACAAAAUGGGUUUACUGGUAUGACACUGAAUAAAAGCACUGAUUUUCAUCAUUUUCAUGUUUAUCUGGGCAGAUGCACUA